AUGCCGGAGUUAACUGUAACAUCUGAGAUAUAUGAAGAAUAUGAUUAUCAAACAAAAAUUAAACCAAGCCAAGAUGGGAAUGUUAUAUCAGAGUUUCCAUUUCUUUUGCCAAAAAGCAGAAAUAAACAUAAGUUUGACAAAGAUGAUGACUUAGAUGUUGAGAGGCCUCAUAAAGCAGUUAUUAAAAUUGAACAUAGUUCUAAAACAAAGAUAGCACUUGUUGGUCUUCAAGUAUGGAGGGGUGCGUUUCUGCUUGGUGAUUUACUUAUACAUCUUGGACUAAAUGGAGAGUUAGAAGGCAAAAGUGUGCUGGAACUUGGUGCUGGUACCGGCUUGACGAGUUUUGUUGCUGCUUUAUAUGCAAAAAAAGUUAUUUGUACAGACAUUGACUUGGGUGGAAUAUUGGAGCUUAUCAAAUUGAACGCAAAAUAUAAUAGCCAUUUAAUAAAAUCACAGUUUCAAAUAAUGCCUCUGGAUUUCACUCAAACGGAAUGGAGUAGACAGCUAUCAGAUGAAAUCAGUAACGUUGAUAUUGUUGUCGCAGCGGAUGUAAUCUACGAUGACGACAUCACUGCAGCGUUUGUUUCAACCGUACAAAAAAUAUUGAACACAAGGCCCCCGAAGGUGCUGUACGUCGUGAUGGAAAAGCGAUAUGUUUUCACCGUCGAGCAUAUGGACUCAGUGGCGCCUUGUUACGAGACAUUCCUAACGUUGCUCGAUAAAGUUAAGUCGGAAAAUGGUCAUUCCCCUUGGACUGUUGAGCAGCUCCCGCUGGACUUCCCGAAGUACUUUACUUACGAUCGUGUCAAAGAGUUAGUACUGUGGAAGAUAUUUUCGAAGUGA
Molecule: messenger RNA, 843 nt
Organism: Parnassius mnemosyne (clouded apollo)
Lineage: Eukaryota; Metazoa; Arthropoda; Insecta; Lepidoptera; Papilionidae
Source: the annotation of a GenBank genome assembly